Penicillium canescens is the source of this 708-nucleotide messenger RNA. RefSeq lists its product as uncharacterized. The transcript has a single exon. NCBI's taxonomy places the organism in Eukaryota, Fungi, Ascomycota, Eurotiomycetes, Eurotiales, Aspergillaceae. Gene Ontology annotation, cellular component: nucleus; cytoplasm. Gene Ontology annotation, molecular function: ribonucleoside-diphosphate reductase inhibitor activity. The record is from RefSeq and is a predicted model, not a curated record. Bases 1 to 708 code for a protein of 235 amino acids.
AUGCCGUCCCUCGCCUCCAACAGUACGCUGUCAAAGAAGCGCCGCUUCCAACCACCCAUCACGGGAUACUUUACGACCGCUUCUCAGCCAGUGCCUAAUGAGACACCUACCGUUUCACACCACCACCAUUACUCCGCCGCAACCUUCUCUGCCACACCUGUCGUCCCAGCCAAAGUGCAAUCCUCUCUCCUAUCCGUAGGAAUGCGGGUCCGGAAGUCCGUUGCAGACGGAUAUAGAACCCACAUGGCAAUGUCUGAAGAGAAGGUCCCACAUCAUGCAGGUGUCGCUCAGACCCCGGUUGCUGCUCCUUACGGUAACAGCGAGCUUGCUCCUUUCUCCGGCUCUACCAAGCGCCCAUUCGACCACGAUGAAUACCUUGUCAAUGAUGAGGGAGAUGCCUAUUCGAUUCCGUCGAGUAGUCAGGAGUCUACAUCUUCCUUUACUGGAGCUUUGGGAGGUCAAAAGAGAACUUUGGGUUUCGAUAGUGAUAUGCUUGACGACGAGCAUUAUUGUCCGCAAUCCAACACUUUCAACGACGAGUCCUGGCAUGAUACCUCGUCAAAAGUGAGUCGGAGCCGUCGCAUUCUUGCUGUGCGGCGCAACAUGACCCAGCAGCCCACUAUGAACAUGGACGACUUUGAGGAAGCCUCUUUCCUUCGCCGCCGUGAGGAGGUUGAUGCAGACUACGCCCGUAUGGACUGUGUUUAG